CUAAAAGAAUCAGUUGUCUUAUCCAAUCCAGAAUUCCUCGCUGAAGGUACUGCCGUGAGAGAUUUGGAGAUGCCUGAUCGGAUUCUGAUCGGAGGCAAUGAAGAUACAGUCUCCGGUCGCUUGGCUAUUGCUAUGCUACGCAAUAUUUAUCUGCAUUGGGUUCCAGCUGAGCGCAUCCUCAUCAUGUCUACUUGGUCUUCCGAGUUGUCCAAAUUGGCUGCAAACGCCUUUCUCGCCCAACGGAUAAGCAGCAUCAAUGCCAUUUCCGCCAUAUGCGAAGUGACCCAUGCGGACAUUCGAGAUGUCUCACGUGCCAUAGGAUCUGAUAGCCGAAUAGGACCACAUUUCUUGAACGCAUCCCUUGGAUUUGGUGGUAGCUGCUUCCGUAAGGACAUUUUGAAUCUGGUAUACAUCAGUGAGAGCCUCAACUUACCUGAAGUCGCUUCCUACUGGUACUCAGUACUGCAACUCAAUGAGUUUCAGUUGCGUAGAUUUUCGAAGAGAAUCAUCUCCAAGUUCAACAAUACACUGCAGGGAAAACGUGUUGCUGUGUUUGGGUUCACCUUCAAAGCUAACACGCACGACACUAGCCUUGACACUGCCUCGGACAACGUUUGUUAUCAUUCACUGCUUUGGCGCAGCUCCAUACACACCAUUUUAGGCUAUUUUUUCUGUUUGAAUGAAAUUUAUUGCAACACUGUAUUAUGGAUGUUACACCGUCUAACCAUUGAAGGCACUGAAUGCAGGCAACAUGCUUUUCACUCCUAA
This is a messenger RNA of Dicrocoelium dendriticum, 768 nucleotides long. NCBI's taxonomy places the organism in Eukaryota, Metazoa, Platyhelminthes, Trematoda, Plagiorchiida, Dicrocoeliidae. The record is from the annotation of a GenBank genome assembly.